UUCGUUUGGUCUGUUGAUACUUUACAGUUUACUACACGCCCACAUCAUACAUGAUCUGGUGGCAGCGUACAGACCAAGAAAGCUAUUAAUUGUGAUUAAUGUAAACGUUUCUUUCCGUGUGUAUAAAAUAACUUGGUAAAAUGAAUACAACUAGGGAAACGCAACUUGACUUGAUGAGAGCAGAAAAUAGAGAAGGCAACGAUGAUUGUGGAAGUGAAAACGACGAUCUUGAAGUGGUCACUAUACAAAUACCUGGUCCGGACAGUCAGAGACGAGCGGCGUGGGGAAACAAAAUGCAGUUUUUUUGUGCUCUCGUCUCUUACGCAAUUGGACUGGCAAACAUAUGGAGAUUUCCGUAUCUUUGUCAACAAAAUGGAGGAGGUGCCUUCAUAAUACCAUACAUUAUCAUGUUGGGUUUAGAGGGAAUUCCACUCUUUUACCUCGAGCUUGGAAUAGGACAGAAGCUGCGCAAAGGCAGUAUAGGAGUGUGGAAUGAAAUCCAUCCAUUUCUAGGAGGUGUUGGAAUCUCAAGUUCCAUCUUAGGAUUUAUCCUUGGUGUUUACUACAACGUGAUCAUAACUUGGUGUCUGUAUUACCUGUUUAGCUCAUUCCAAAAACGGCUGCCAUGGGCAGAGUGCCCCGUUGACAGUAGUAACAAUAACACAGUUGUGCACGAGUGCCAUAUCAGCUCAGCAACGUCGUACUAUUGGUACCGAGAUGCAUUGAACAUAUCGCCGAGUAUUGAAGAAUUUGGUGGAAUACAGUGGAAGAUGGCUGGAUGCCUAUGUCUAGCCUGGAUUAUUGUUUUUUUCUGCAUAAUGAAGGGGAUAAAGUCAUCAGGCAGGGUAAUGUACUUCACUGCUACGUUUCCGUACAUGGUCCUGAUCAUAUUCUGUGGCCGUGCCCUCACCUUACCUGGAGCAGGAAUCGGACUAUCCUACAUGUUCACACCGGAUAUAAAGAAACUGCAAGAUCCGAAGGUGUGGCUGGACGCUGCCACCCAGAUCUUCUACUCGUUAGGUCUAGGCUUCGGCUCCCUGAUUGCGUUUGCCAGCUACAACCCGCCGACGAGUAACUGCCGGCGCGACGCCAUUUUAGUGUCCAUCAUCAACUGCGGGACCUCGCUGUUCGCUAGCAUAGUCGUCUUUGCUAUUCUCGGCUUCAAGGCGCUCAGUAUGCACACGACCUGCCUGCAAGAUGCGGCAACUAAAAUAGCAACUGCAAUUCCCGAGUUCAACACGACGAUGGUAACAAAUGAGCAGGAGCUGUCUCAUUUUCUACACCUGUACAAUGAGAGUAUCCAUCACCUGGGCAUCCGCAACUGUACCCUGCAUGAUGAGCUGAGCCAGUCAGCUCAGGGUACUGGUCUCGCAUUCAUCAUAUUUGCACAAGCAAUAAUCGAGCUCCCUGCUGCCCCCUUGUGGAGCGUCCUCUUCUUCAUGAUGCUUUUGUCACUUGGUCUUGGCACGAUGAUUGGAACACUAGAAGGCGUUCUGACAGCUAUCCACGAUAUGAACUUAUUUAUAUGGAUGAAGAAAUGGAUGCUAGCCGCUGUCGUGUGUAGUACGGCACUGUUAGUUGGCAUGAUCUUCGUGACGUGUGCGGGAGAGUACUGGGUCGGGCUGUUCGACACGUUCAGCGCAUCAUUCGGGCUGUCUGUUGUCGCAUUCAUGGAGAUGAUCGGGGUUAUCUACAUAUACGGAUGGAAACGGUUUUCUGACGAUCUUGAGGAAAUGACAGGGAUCAGGCCUGGCAUAUUCUGGCAGGCCACCUGGCGGUUUGUCAGCCCAGUAAUCAUCCUGGUUGUUGUCGUAGCCAGCAUAGUCAGCUCUGCACUGAAGCCAUUUUCCUACAGUACCUACAAUAAAGAACUUGCGGUAGUGCAGUCUCAGCCGUACCCGAGGUGGGCGAUGGUGAUCGCCGCCUGCAUCGCGCUCUCCACCUGCCUGCCGAUCCCAGUGGUCGCGCUGCUGCGCUACUUCAAGAUCGUCAAGGUGGAGGCGAACAUCCCGGCGAGCGUGAAGCGGCUGAACACGACGCCGUCGACGGUGGCGAUGAUGCGGCAGAACACGGCGGGCAGCGACGACAUGAACGAGUACUGCGACGAGGCGAACACCGACUACCGCACAGAGCCGCACAACUCGUAGGGCCUGAGGACAUGUUUUCCGUGGAGGCUGCAGGUGCGGUGACGUGCAGGUGGAGUCGUACAUUGAAAACGAGCAGCACCUCAUGCACAGCGAUCACCGAUCAUCCGUAUGUCACACGUGAGAAGUCGUGGUGAAAUUUCUGUUUAAAAAAUGAACUUGUUUUUGCUCCUAUCGAGUUUAGGCUGUAAAGAAACUAGCGUAUUUUUCUAAAUUAUAAUUCACGCAUCUGGUUUUCAAUUCUGCUGAACAUUGAGAUGGAAAUUGUCAGAGCGGUUUGUGUUCUGAAAGUAAUGCCUGUGGUCGGUGGUUUAGAAUCUUUGUGGUGGGUGGUCUGAACUUGUGUGGUUGCAUUGUGUGUUUUCGUCAACACUGAUGCACAUGUCUACUGGGCCCCCAUUACUGGAUUCAUCAUUCUCUAGCAUUAGUGUGCAGAUCUAGGCAGGGGGUGCUCUAACCUGAUUUCAGGGUGGGCUUAUCACUUGUCACGUGCUGCUCUCUUCUCAUACGAGGCUGCCCAAGAGCUAUGCCUGGUCCCGGUAUCAGACAGAUUUUGUUUGUUAGGCGACUAGUGAUUAGUGUUAAGUGUUAGGAUAGCCAUACCUUCGCAGGACCCAAGGUGGAUGUUCUGUAAUCCUGGUGGAGUAAUCAUAAUGCAGAGAAAUAUUGCUAUCUGUCCUGUUGCAGAGGUUUAAACGAAAAAUAGAACCUAUCGUGAUCUUGAGCAAGAAGGCAUGCUGCACAUGCAGCCAGUGUAGCAGAGUAGAAGACGGGCGGACAUAGUGAGUGACGAUGGGUUAGAGGGUCACCCUCAUCAGGUGUGGACCAGUGUACAAGUGUACAGUUAAUGAGAGUGACAAGGAAUGUUUCUCUAUGAAACGCAGGCAGUUUUCGGGCACUACUCUACGUUUACCUUCAUACGCGUUUGCCAUGCGUGAUCUAUCUGGCUUUCAGCAGCGUUCCCAUGAAUACGUAUGCGUACUCAGUACUGGUCACCCCCCCACGUCGACCAUAUCAGAGAAUGAAACGUUACUAAAUAAAAGAUCCAUGUACAAACAGUGUGUCAAACUGCAUGCAGUGCCCCUUCGCACACUCAAUAUACCACUGCCACAAUGCUAGCACUAUUUUUAAAGUG
Priapulus caudatus is the source of this 3279-nucleotide messenger RNA. Its product is annotated as sodium- and chloride-dependent transporter XTRP3A-like. NCBI's taxonomy places the organism in Eukaryota, Metazoa, Priapulida, Priapulimorpha, Priapulimorphida, Priapulidae. Gene Ontology annotation, biological process: sodium ion transmembrane transport. The transcript has 10 exons. The record is from RefSeq and is a predicted model, not a curated record. The coding region runs from base 141 to 2147 and encodes 668 amino acids. Gene Ontology annotation, cellular component: membrane.